Hippopotamus amphibius kiboko is the source of this 4629-nucleotide messenger RNA. RefSeq names its product WD repeat domain 75 (gene WDR75). Gene Ontology annotation, biological process: positive regulation of rRNA processing; positive regulation of transcription by RNA polymerase I. The transcript has 21 exons. Gene Ontology annotation, molecular function: RNA binding; protein binding. NCBI's taxonomy places the organism in Eukaryota, Metazoa, Chordata, Mammalia, Artiodactyla, Hippopotamidae. Gene Ontology annotation, cellular component: nucleolus. The record is from RefSeq and is a predicted model, not a curated record. Bases 42 to 2537 code for a protein of 831 amino acids.
GGCGGAGCCGGCAGUAAGCGAGAGCUGGCGCCUGCGCGAGGAUGGCGGCGGAGGAGAGUCUCCGCGUGGUUCGUUGUGGCGGCAGCGAGUUGAACUUCAGGAGAGCGGUAUUCUCUGCGGAUUCUAAGUAUAUCUUCUGUGUCUCUGGAGACUUUAUUAAAGUUUAUAGCACAGCUACUGAAGAAUGUGUGCAUAUAUUGCAAGGGCACAGAAAUCUGGUGACUGGAAUCCAGCUCAACCCCAACAACCAUCUACAGUUGUAUUCUUGUUCCUUUGAUGGCACGAUUAAACUGUGGGACUAUAUAGAUGGCAUUUUGAUAAAGACUUUCAUAGUUGGAUGUAAGCUUCAUGCCCUCUUUACACUUGCCUGUGCUGAGGAUUCUGUCUUUGUUAUAAUAAAUAAAGAAAAACCAGAUGUAUUUCAGCUGGUUUCAGUGAAACUACCAAAAUCAUCAAGUCAGGAAGUAGAAGCUAAGGAGCUCACCUUUGUCUUGGAUUACAUAAACCAGUCACCUAAGUGCACUGCCUUUGGAAAUGAGGGGGAGUAUGUUGCUGCAGUACGGGACUUUUACUUGUCUGUUUAUUUUUUCAAAAAGAAAACAACAUCGAGGUUUACUUUAUCAUCAUCAAGAAAUAAGAAACAUGCUAAGAACAAUUUUACAUGUGUAGCAUGUCACCCAAAGGAAGAUUGCAUAGCAACUGGUCACAGGGAUGGCAAAAUUCGUCUUUGGAGGAAUUUUGAUGAUGAAAAGAAAUACACAUACACAUGUUUACAUUGGCACCACGAUUUGGUCAUGGAUUUGGCUUUUUCAGUAACAGGCAGCAGUCUGCUGAGUGGUGGCCGUGAGUCUGUCCUUGUAGAGUGGCGCGAGGCAGCUGAGAAGAAUAAGGAGUUUCUCCCCCGUUUAGGAGCUACUAUUGAACAUAUCUCAGUGUCUCCAGCAGGGGAUUUGUUCUGUACUUCGCACUCCGAUAACAAGAUAAUAAUCAUUCACCGAAACCUUGAGGCGUCCGCAGUUAUUCAAGGCCUAGUGAAAGACAGAAAUAUCUUUACUGGUUUGAUGAUUGACCCAAGAACUAAAGCUUUGGUUUUGAAUGGGAAACCUGGCCACUUGCAGUUUUAUUCUCUCCAAAGUGAUAAACAGUUAUACAAUUUAGAUAUUAUACAGCAAGAAUAUAUCAAUGAUUAUGGUCUGAUCCAAAUUGAGCUAACAAAGGCUGCAUUUGGCUGUUAUGGUAGUUGGCUUGCAACGGUGGAACAACGUCAAGAGAAGGAAACUGAGCUUGAAUUGCAAAUGAAACUGUGGACAUAUAAUAAGAAAACACAAGGGUUUGUUCUUAAUACAAAGGUUAACAUGCCACAUGAAGACCACAUCACAGCUCUCUGUUUCUGUAAUUCAGAAAAAUCUGAAAACCCCACCUUGGUUACAGCAAGUAAAGAUGGUCACUUCAAAGUGUGGAUAUUAACAGAUGAUUCUGAUAUAUACAAAAAAGCUGUUGGCUGGACCUGUGACUUUGUGGGUAGUUAUCACAAAUACCAAGCAACUAACUGUUGUUUCUCCGAAGAUGGCUCUUUACUAGCAGUUAGUUUUGAGGAAAUAGUUACAAUAUGGGAUUCAGAGAGGUGGGAACUGAAAUGUACAUUUUGUCAACGAGCUGGGAAAAUAAGGCACCUUUGCUUUGGGAGAUUGACUUGUUCGAAGUAUCUUCUUGGUGCCACUGAAAAUGGCAUUCUUUGCUGUUGGAAUCUGCUCAGUUGUUCAUUGGAAUGGAGUGCAAAAUUAAAUGUGAGAGUUAUGGAACCUGAUCCCAACUCAGAGAAUAUUGCUGCAGUCUCUCAGUCUUCCUUGGGUUCAGACUUGUUUGUAUUUAAACCUAGCGAGCCAAGGCCAUUGUAUAUUCAAAAGACUAUCUGCAGAGAGGAAGUCCAUUGGGGAGUGUUUGUUCCACGAGAUGUCCCUGAAUCAUUCACCUCAGAAGCUUACCAGUGGCUGAACAGAUCCCAGUUUUACUUCCUAACAAAAUCACAGAGUUUAUUGACAUUGAGUACACAGUCCCCAGAAGAGAAACUCACACCAACAAGCAAACAGCUUUUAGCAGAAGAAAGUCUUCCGACAACCCCAUUUUAUUUCAUAUUGGGAAAGCACAGGCAGCAACAGCAGGAUGACAAGUUAAAUGAAGCUUUGGAGAAUGAACUGAUACAACUACCCUUAACAGAAAACAUACCUGCAAUUAGUGAGCUUCUUCACACUCCAGCCCAUGUACUGCCAUCCGCUUCUUUCCUGUGCUCCAUGUUUGUAAAUUCAUUGCUGCUGUCUAAGGAGAUGAAGAGUGCUGAAGAAAUCCCUGGUGAUGUCAAUAUGGAAGAAGAAAAAGAAAGUGAUGAUUCAGAUGAAGAAAAUAAUUUCAUUGAGAAGGUCCAGGAUACAAAUAACACAGAUUUGGGAGAAGACAUUAUACAUCAGUUGUCAAAAUCUGAAGAGAAGGAACUGAGAAAAUUUAGGAAAGUGGACUACAGCUGGAUAACUGCUCUUUGAGCCUUGGAGAAUAGGGGAGGGUUUUGCACUUUGGUUUUGUGGGUUUUUUGGUUUCUUUUUUAUUGUAUGUUUAUACUCCAAAAAUCUAUUUUAAUGUUAUUUCUGUUCUUAAAAUGUUAAAUAUUAACAGGCUUUACUUUUUACAUGACUGGUAAUGUGAAGGUAUAUUUUCAUCACGUUUUACAGUUGCUAUAUACAUCAUCUCAUUUCACUUAUCAGCCCUAUAGGGUAGCUAUUUUCUUCACAGGUGAUGUAGCAGAGCUGGGACUUGAAUUUAUAUAGCAUAAGUCCCCUUAUCUGCAGUUUGGAGAUAAAAUAUCAUCAACAAAAUCUUUUGACUUUUUAUAAGUUCAAAAUUCAUUUGGUAGCCAAAUAUGAAUUGAACUGAUGUGAGGUUCUCUCUAGUCUUGUUUUAUCCCUCUUAGUGUAUUUCUCAGAGAAAUUUAGAGAAAUGAUUUGAUUAUGCUGGUAUUUCACAGACCCACUGAGGAUGUUGUAUAAUAUGAGCUGCCUAAAAUCUGAAAAUGUCUAAAUUCAUAUCAUCUGGUCCCAUACCUUUCAGAUAAGGUCUUGUCUACUAUACUUGUAAAUACAAUUUUCAUGACAGCCUUGGCAGAUGAAGAAGAGCUGAUAUUACUCUGUCAGUGUUAUGCCUAUGUAUACUGAGUCAAAUAACAACUGCUUUUUAACCACAGUCCCAUUGCUAGUAGAAAAGAAUGCAAGAUUCCUUUGUAUUACCUAAAGUAGUGAAAUUUCUGCAUUUUAACCACAGCAUUUGGAGUUUUCCAGUUCCAUGAUACACUUCCAUAAAAUUUAUAUUUAAAAAGUUAACAAAAACGGGUGUACACAUCACAAAAGCAUAUCUCAGGGAAUGUUCACAAAAUUGCUGUAAGUGGCUUUUUAAGUAUGUCUGAGUCAGUAUCCAAGUAAGGUCUAUACAUUCAUUUAAAUAGCUAGACUGAGAUAAAGAGAACUUACAAAGUGUACAAUUCACCCAUUUAAAAUGUACAAUUCAGCAGUUUUUAGUAUAUUCAGAGUUGCACAUCAUCACCACAGUCAAUUUCAGACCAUUUUCAUCAAUCACCCCAAAAUUCAACCCAUUACCAGUCACUCCCCAUUAUUCCCAGCCUGUCCCACCCCAUGCCAUAGGCAGCCACUAAUAUUUCUGUCUCUAUAAAUUUGCUUCUUCUGGAUAUUUCCUAAAAAUAGAAUCGUAUAAUAUGUGGGCUUUGUGAUUGGUUUCUUUCACUUAGCAUUCAUUCUGUAGCACAUAUCACUACUUCAUUUCUUUUUACUAUUUUUAUUUCAGCUAGUGAUAUACCUAGGAGCAGAAUUACUGACUCACUUGGUAACUCCGUGUUUAACUUUUUGAAGAAUCACAAAACUGUUUUAUAAAUCAGCUGCACCAUUUUACGUUACUUACAUGACGUGGGACAUGAGUUGUUCCACAGUCUGAUCCGUUAAAUUUAGGACCCUUUGCAGGCUUAGUUUUUGAGGCCAGUGUUUGAGGUUCUUGGGAGGAUUCUUUAGCUGUCUCUCUUCCUGGUUCUUUUUUGUAAACUAGCUGAUGUGUGGAUUAGCUUGUUGUUUUCAUGGAGCUACUAGCCUCCUCUUAAUUGCUUACCACCAAAAUCUCCAUUGCUUUCAAGAAUACCUUAGGCUUGAACUUCACUCUAUUUCAGAUAAGAUCAGAAUUCUGUAUUCUUAUGGACUGUCUCUUGCUCCCGGGCAAAAUCUCUCACCCACUGUCCAGAAAGGGGGGCUGGGGGAGGGGUGAGGCACAAUGGCUCCUGUCAGAGUGACACCUCUGCUUUACUAACGGUGGAGAUAAUAGCCUCUGGUCUUUGUCUCUCCUGACAUGGAACCUCUGCCCUAAGUACCUGGGGCAAGGACAGCCAGGUGACCAGUAUUCUCAGCCUGGGGAGUGAGGCUGACAUAGUUAUGUUAAUUAUUUUGCCAUAUUCAGACACUGACAUAGUACCUCCAGGUUUAUUUUUUGCAGUAUGUAUAUGAAAGGUUUCAUACUUUGAAAUCAAAUUACUUGAAGUAAAUUUGGAGCUUUUUAAAAUGAUGAUUAUAUAAUCUGAAUAAC